UUAUUCUUUCUUUAUCGUGUAACGAUGUUUGAUCUAAUAUAAAUGCAUGAAAUCCAUGUUUGUUGGGUGGGAAAUAGUUCAAAUAAACGACUCGCUGACUACAACAACGUAUAUUGCCUCCUUUACCACCUGCUAAAAAUAUCGUCACAAUAAUGCUCAUAAAACUUUUAUUUUCCACGUUAGUUAAUGGUAGCAGCGCUAGCCCCACCGUAGCAAGCUAAUACGCGCAUGCGUAUAAACGAUAGGUGAAUAUGCGCCGGAAGUGACGUGUUUUCCGCCCUCCUGUUUCCGAGACGUUCAGGGUCUGGUGUGGACGGACGUACUCACACCAACAACAGUCGUGUCUACAUGUCACCGCCGAUGCAGAUCACACCCGCGUCUUAACCUCGCCAGCCACCGCCCACGAAUGAAGUUAACAGAUUGUGCGGUAUGCCAAAGGACAAAUAUGAUCCUCCGGAUCCUCGCCGAUGUUACACCAUCAUGUCAGCCGAGGACGCGGCGAACGGGAAGAAGUCUCAGUGGGCCGAGCUUGAGAUUUCCGGGCGAGUGCGGAGUCUGAGCAGCUCGCUGUGGACGCUGACCCACCUGACGGCGCUGCACAUCAACGACAACAACCUGACGCGCAUCCCCCCCGACAUCGCCAAGCUGCCUCGUCUGGUCUACCUGAACCUGUCGUCCAAUAAGCUGCGCAGCCUGCCCGCAGAGUUGGGCAACAUGGUCUCUCUCAGGGAACUGCUUUUAAACAACAAUCUUUUGCGAGUUCUGCCGUAUGAACUCGGGAAGCUUUUCCAGUUACAAACGCUGGGACUGAAAGGAAAUCCUCUCUCGCAAGACAUCCUCAACUUGUACCAAGAGCCCGACGGAACGCGCAAGCUUUUAAACUACAUGCUGGACAAUCUCGCCGUGCAUCCAGAGCAACUCCCCCAAAGGCCGUGGAUCAGCCUCCAAGAACGCGACCAGUCGCUCCCCACAGCCGCCUUCACCGUCAUGUGCUACAACGUGCUGUGCGACAAGUAUGCCACGCGGCAGCUGUACGGCUACUGCCCUUCGUGGGCGCUCAGCUGGGAGUACCGCAAGAAGGGCAUCAUGGAGGAGAUCAACGGCUGCGACGCCGACAUCGUCAGCCUGCAGGAGGUGGAGACGGAGCAGUACUACGCCUUCUUCCUGGAGACGCUCAAGUCACGAGGCUACGACGGUUAUUUUUGCCCCAAAUCUCGCGCCAAGCUGAUGUCGGAACAGGAGAGGAAGCACGUGGACGGCUGCGCCGUUUUCUUCAAGACGGACAAGUUUACGUUGGUCCAGAAACACACGGUGGAGUUCAACCAGGUGGCCAUGGCCAACUCGGAAGGCUCCGAGGUGAUGCUCAACAGGGUGAUGACCAAGGACAACAUCGGCGUGGCCGUGCUGCUGGAGGUCAACAAGGACUUGUUCUCCGGGGGCGCGAAGGGGGCGCCGGCGAGACCGCUGGUGCUGGUGGCCAACGCCCACAUGCACUGGGACCCCGAAUAUUCGGACGUCAAGCUGAUCCAGACCGUCAUGUUCCUGUCGGAGCUCAAGAGCAUCGCCGAGAGGGCGGCGGGCGAGCCGGACGCCUCCGCCAUCCCCAUCGUGCUGUGCGCCGACCUCAACUCGCUGCCCGACUCGGGCGUGGUGGAGUACCUGAGCAACGGCGGCGUGGCCGACAACCACAAAGAUUUCAAGGAGCUGCGCUACAACGACUGCCUCAGCAACUUCAGUUGCAGCAACGGCGGCAAUGGCAACGGCGGCAGCGCCAGUGGCGGCGGCGUUGGCGGCAGCGUCACGCACAGUUUCCAGCUCAAGAGCGCCUACGACAGCCACGUCAUGCCUUACACCAACUACACGUACGACUUCAAGGGCGUGAUCGACUACAUCUUCUUCUCGCGCACGCACAUGAGCGUGCUGGGCGUGCUGGGCCCGCUGGACGCCAACUGGCUUUCAGACAACAACCUGACGGGCUGCCCGCACCCCCACGUGCCCUCGGACCACUUCUCCCUGUUGGCCCAGCUGGAGCUGCGACCGGCGCCACCCGCUGCCUCCUCCACGCCGCCCCCCCGCCAGCUCAACGGCCUCCACCUGCCCCCCGUCCACAGGUAGUGCUGCUCAAAGCGGAAGAAGACACCUCUUUUUUUUUUUUUUAAACACCCACCUAAAGGGCGCUGUACAGUUUCAUAUCAAGCCAUCUUUUGGAAAUCUUUGCCGGCAUUUUUUUUCCCCCCGUUUUUUUCAUUUUCCGCUUUUCUCCCCGUCAUCAAAGUUCAAAACCAAAAAAAUGCCGCCACCGUGACCUCAGUCGUAUUUUUGCAAACGCAGUUUCUCAACAAACACUGAAAUGACGCUGUUUGUCUUCGCCACGCGACGCAAAAUCAGUUUGUAGAUUUUGGGGGAAUAAAACACUGCAUGUGGUGACGAUACGAAACAAAGUGGACAAACGAGCAAUGUUAUCGUGAAAUAUGCAGUGGGUAUAAAAAGUCACACGGACAGCUGUUCAAAUGCCAGGUUUUUGUGAGACACCCAAGACAAAUGGUUUCUAACCUUUUUCCACUCCGUUCAUCGGAGGCACUUGAAAUGGUGUCGUCGACUGCCAUUGAACCAGCGUUUGAAUGUGAUUGGCCCAACGUCCACAUCUCAAUCAUGAAAGGGGUGCACAAGCACAUUAUCGCCGUUGUUGGGGUUUCACGUCCCUUCUCAAAAAGAUUUUGGGGCAUUUGAAUAAGGGUGCGUAAACUUUUUAUAUCCGCUGUAAAAAGUGACAAGAUUUUUUUUUUUUUUCCAAGGAAAAAGUUGCAAAGUGAAGAGAUGAAGUAGUUUUGAGCAAGACAGAAGAUAUUACGCAAUGAAGUACGAUUGAAUGAGUUGCAAGGCCUAUGCAAUGAUUAUUCAGAGUAAAGUCCUAUUAUGUGAAGAAUCUUUUUUUUUAACAGGGCGCAACGGUACGUGAAUAAAAUUAGAUGAUACAUUGUAAUAUUACAAGAGCAUAGCUGUAUCUUUUUAUCAAGAAGUCAAAGUUACAAAGAAAAAAAAGGGCAAUAGUACAAAGGAUAAAAUGGUUCAAUUUUUUUUCCCAGAAUAAGUUGUGUUGUUAAUGGAAAAAUGACGUUUUUCUUGGGAAGAACUUUUUCUCACAUUACAUUUUUAAAAAUCAUGUAAGAAUUUGACUUAAUUGUAACAGUUAUUUUCUUUACAGGGUGGCCCAAAUAUUCUUUUGUUCUGUUAUUUCAUGGCAGUUCCUGAAUGUGUCAUUUCAAGUUGCUUUGUCGUCACUUUAGGCCAAAUGUGAAGUCAAGUAUUAAGUUGCAUUCAAAGGCACAAAAUUGGAUGGAAUUUUUCAACGCCUUCAUCUCCAGUAUAGAAAAGUACACAACAUGAAAAGUCUUGAUAGCACUUAGAUUAUUAUUUUUUUUGGUUUAAUAACACCACUGCCACUUUGAUAAUGUCUGAUUAUGGAACGUAUUUGACAAGUUUCCAUACAAAUUUCUUCAACGAGAUAUGUUGGAAAAACAUCCAAAUACAACCAACACACAAACGUUUUACAGCAGACACAAAUUUAAAAAAAAGGAAAAUGUGUAAUAAAAAAUAAAUGUGUGACUGCACGCGGUCAAUAUA
Molecule: messenger RNA, 3624 nt
Organism: Hippocampus zosterae (dwarf seahorse)
Lineage: Eukaryota; Metazoa; Chordata; Actinopteri; Syngnathiformes; Syngnathidae
Gene: cnot6l
Product: CCR4-NOT transcription complex, subunit 6-like
Exons: 12
Coding region: 430-2115 (561 amino acids)
Biological process (GO): nuclear-transcribed mRNA poly(A) tail shortening
Cellular component (GO): cytoplasm; CCR4-NOT complex; nucleus
Molecular function (GO): poly(A)-specific ribonuclease activity; protein binding
Source: RefSeq, a predicted model, not a curated record